AAAGUAUAUAAAGAUAACUCAAUCGCGAAUCACGUCAAGAGCGUGCUCUAAGCGCCUUGCAAUAUUUAAGCCUAAUGGAAAAGUUUAUGUGUAAAAAUGAAGUGAUGGCUCCGUUUCUGGACAAGUUGGGGGACCGUGUUGUGGCCAGCAGUGGGAUUCAAAGUGACAGAUAUCAUCUUGGCAAAUUAAUAUUUCAGAAUGUAAAGGAUAAUCCCGAUUUAGUUAUGCAGAUUGACGGCAGAACAGGCGAAUCAGAAACCAACGGAUCAGUAUUAAGGAGAAGUGUACAAUGUGCCACCGUCUUUAGGAAGUUAGGUUUAAAAACUGGUGACGUCAUCAUUUUGAUGGGUGCCCAUCAUUUGGACCAGGCUGUGCCAUUGUAUGCUGCGCUGUACCUUGGAAUUGCUACCGCUACCAUUGAUAGAACUCUGUUAGUUGGUGAGUUAGAAGCCACCUUCAAUAACAUAAAACCGAAAAUGAUCUUCUGCGAAAGUGAAAAAGUUUUAGAUGUAAAAAAAGCUGUCAGUCAGUCAGGUUUGGACUCGAAAAUCAUCAGUUUCGGUGCAAGUCCUGACACGAUGAGUUUUUCUGAAAUGAUGGAGACGUGUAGAGAGGAGAUUGAUGUGGACAAUUUCAAAUUAGCUGACUUCGACCCAGAAGAAACAAUUGCCUAUCUAGUAUCCACAAGCGGUACCACGGGACUGCCCAAAUCUGCUAUAGUGACACACAUGAAUAUGGCGAUUUCGGGAGGUUAUAUUUUUACUUCAGCCAAGAAAUUCCCCCCAGUGCAAUCAGUGCUCAUUGUGGCUCCUCUGCAAUGGUUGUCAGCUCUGAUCAACUAUGUAAUGGGCCCAAUAUUUAACUACUGGAGGAUACAAUCGUCUGCACCCUAUACGACUGAACAUAUUCUAGAGUUAAUUAAGAAAUAUGAGCCAAAAUUCUUGAUAUCUAGUCCUCCAAUGAUGGCCACGUUAAUGAAGGCGGCUGCGAAGGAGAAUUGCGAGUUCUCCUGUUUCGAUGUGAUAUAUCUUGGGGGGAGUGCUGUGCCACGAGAGAUGAUAGAUGAGUUGAGAAGAUUGGUACCGAAAGCAGUUGUUAAUGACGUAUAUGGAAUGAGCGAGGUUGGUUCUCUUGUGUUUUCCAACCACUCGUCUCCAAUUGGAUCCAGUGGAAAACCUUUACCGCACAUUAAAUACAAGUUGGUCGACGUGGACACAGGGGAAGAAGUAAAAGAGCCUUACAAAAAGGGAGAGCUAUGGAUCCAAACUCCUGGAUAUUUUAAGGGCUACUACAACAAUCCAGAGCCGACAGCUGAAGUGCUGACUGAGGACAAAUGGUUCAAGACUGGUGACAUGAUGUACAGAGACGAAGAAUGGAACUUCUUCUUUGUCGAACGCAUCAAACUGCUGCUGAAGUAUAGGAAUCAUCAGAUUUCUCCAGUAGAGCUAGAAGGUGUGAUUCGACAACACCCUGGAGUGUUGGAUGUGGCUGUUACCAGCCUUUCCGAUCCAGAUGAUGGAGACUUGCCUGUGGCCUGUGUAGUGCAACGCCCGGGUUUCGACCUCACCGCUGAUGAUAUUAAGAACUUAGUCAAAGAAAACCUGACAGACACCAAACAUUUAAGAGGUGGAGUUAUGUUCCUGAACGAGCUACCUUUGACCACAACAACCAAAGUACACCGACGAAACCUGAAAACACUCGUAGCAGCGAAGGUUGAUGAACUGUUGUGAUGUUGAUAUUAUUAUUUUAAUAAAAAUAUACUUUGUUGUUAUAUA
This is a messenger RNA of Spodoptera exigua (beet armyworm), 1775 nucleotides long. The record is from the annotation of a GenBank genome assembly. NCBI's taxonomy places the organism in Eukaryota, Metazoa, Arthropoda, Insecta, Lepidoptera, Noctuidae.